Daktulosphaira vitifoliae (grape phylloxera) is the source of this 5886-nucleotide messenger RNA. It is a transcript of the gene cut, whose product is annotated as homeobox protein cut. The record is from RefSeq and is a predicted model, not a curated record. Gene Ontology annotation, biological process: regulation of DNA-templated transcription. Gene Ontology annotation, molecular function: DNA binding; DNA-binding transcription factor activity, RNA polymerase II-specific. The coding region runs from base 560 to 4867 and encodes 1435 amino acids. NCBI's taxonomy places the organism in Eukaryota, Metazoa, Arthropoda, Insecta, Hemiptera, Phylloxeridae. The transcript has 15 exons.
CGCCGAGGAGAGACAUCGCAGGACCUGGUGCCGCCGGCCGUCGCUCGGCAGUCGUCACUGAUUGUACGCGCGGUGUCGACACGCGUACGUUGUUUUCCGUUGGUCGCAGUCGUGUGGUGUGAGUGUGUGUCGUGCUCGCCGCCGCCGCCUUCGUAUCGACAGUGUUUUGAAAAUAUUUAAUAAUUAUUUUGGAAAACGAGAUUUUUUUUAUAUUCAAUUGUAAAACGCAUAAUUUUUAUCAAAUGAUUUUGAAACGAUACCGUACGAGUGUAGUGUUCGUGAUUUUGUCUUAGAAGAUUGUGCGAUUGUUUUUUUUUAUUGAAAAUAUUCAAGACAUUCCGCGAAUAAUUAUUGAAAAAAAUAAUCUGUUCACUGUGAUUGUCGAAGUAUUCGGUUCAAACCAAUAUCAAGAAAUUCAAACCGUGAUGAAUUUACGACUGACUUUUGUCGGAUCGAGGGCUACGCGUUGAGCCAUUCAAGCAAACCGCGUUCGAUUCCAUUGCGGCGUGUACGAUAUAAUUAUUGUGUCUCCGCACGGUAAUUAUGAGUAACACGUGAUAUGGACGUCCAGGCUAUGCAGUCUAUGGAUUGGCUCUUCAAAAAAGAACGCAUCUACUUAUUGGCUCAGUUUUGGCAACAGAGAGCUACUUUGGCGGAAAAAGAAGUGACUGCCUUGAAGGAAAAGUUGACCAACAACAAAGCACAAGACACAAACGACAUGACCAUGGCCACGCCUUUGAGCAAUCAUGUCGAGUCCACCGAGGAUCAGAAUAAAACGCCCGUCGAACUUGAACUUUCUGCCAAAGAGAAAGAAAUUUCACAAUUAGUCGAAGACGUGCGUAAACUUCAGUCGAGCAUCGGGAAACUGCAAGAAAACACUGCCAAAGAAAUUGCCAGGUUGGAAGAAGAGUUACACGACAAAAGGCAGCACAUUUUGAGACUGGAAGCACGGUUAGACGCACAAAGAGAUUACGAAGAAGUCAAACGACAGUUAUGUGUGCUGAAGGCCGUCGAAUGUUCAGAUGACCCUAACGACAAGUCACCGAACAACGAUAAAUCUGAGACGACCAUGCGAGGUUCAUCGCCUCAGCCUCAGCGGUUAUCUUGCAGUCCUACACUCGACAUGCACAAUGAUUUUUCAGUUCCGGUGAUCCCACCCCCUCUCGGGCUCCAAAACGUUGAACAGUUUGGCCCGAUACUCGGCCAAGAGAUCGUGGCUAACUGGCGAAGAGCUCUCGAACGCAAUCAUUCUGAAAACAAGAAAGUCUAUACUUCUCCGAGCCGACAAGAAAACUGCUCCGUGAAAGAAAAAUCACCUUGUUUGGAUUCUGCUAAAUCACCAGCACCCAGUACUUCUCCAUCGCCAAUUUCACCAUCCAGUAACGCUCAUCAAGCGAGAUCAACUAGUAGAUCAUCAUGCAAAUCUCCAACAAGUGAAUCAAACAGUUCACCGAGACUUAAUAGUAGCUCACCACACAACAAUAAUAAUAACCCUUCGCAAAUGAACAACAAUAAUAACAUACCAGCGGGUCUUAUAAAUGGACUUUGCGGCCUCAACGUAGGGCUCAACAACAACAUUCUAGGACCAGCUGGGGCAUUAGGAUUUGAUUUGAUUAAGUCUCCAUUUGAUCAUAGAUCUCCGUAUCGUUUUUCUGAUAAUGAUUGUACUAUGGUCGGAAGAUUUGGUGAGUCACUUAUACCUAAAGGAGAUCCUAUGGAAGCUAGACUUCAAGAAAUGCUCAGAUAUAAUAUGGACAAAUACUCCACACAAAAUUUAGACACAUUGCAUAUAGCUCGUCGUGUGCGAGAACUACUGUCAAUUCACAAUGUUGGACAGAGACUGUUUGCCAAGUAUAUACUUGGACUGUCACAAGGGACCGUAAGUGAGCUAUUGUCUAAACCAAAGCCAUGGGACAAAUUAACCGAAAAAGGACGCGAUAGCUACAGGAAAAUGCAUGCAUGGGCUUGCGAUGAGAACGCGGUUAUGCUGCUCAAGUCUUUAAUACCGAAAAAAGGUAAAGACUCUGGCAUACCGACAGUUAUGUGUAAAUCAGACAAUGAUGUAACUGAUGAACGUAUUGUACACAUACUGAACGAGGCUAGUCAAAUGAUGAAGCCCAGUCAACAACAAGAUGAUACCCAGAGCAAUGAUAGUACAUCACCUAAUCAAUUAAAUAAUACCUCACCAUCUAGAUCAAAAUUCAAGGAAGAUUUGCCUCAAGAACAAGUUGCUAGACUUUACCAAGAAGAACUUUCAAAACUCAUGGGUAAACGAUUGGAAGAAUCCAUGAGAAGUGGAGAACAACCAUUUGCCGGUUGGCUAUUUCCACAAUUUUUCGGAAAUCAUACUGGUAAUCACGAAGAUAUCAGAACAGCAUUGGAUGCCUACCAUCGCGAAUUGUCAAAAUUACAAAAUUGCCCACAAAGUCAACUAUCCGGAUUAUUAGCCCUCCAGCAACAAGCAGCUGUAGCGGCAAUGGCUAACAAUAACAAUACUAUUCAAGGGAAUGGUAUGGCUCAAGAUUUGUCUAUACCUAAAGAUAGGAAAGACAUGUUUGCGUUUGUACAACGAAAAGAUUUUGGUAUGAAAGUUAAUGGAACUGAUAUUUCAGACAAAGAAGCAGAGAGUGUGGCUGAAGCAAUGAAACACGCUGGUAGUGCUUUUUCUCUCGUUAAACCAAAAACUGAGCCAAGUGGAACAUCUUCUGUUGGUAGCUCAGCCAGUUCACCUUUGGGUAACUCGAUUUUACCACCUGAAGAUUUUAAUCAAUCUGCUGCAGUUAGUCCGCUGCAACGAAUGGCUUCAAUAACUAACGCUUUAAUUUCUCAACCCUCUACACCACAUCAUCAUUCACCCUCACAACGGCCUUUAAAGGCAGUGUUACCACCUAUUACUCAACAACAAUUUGAUCAAUUUAAUAAUUUAAAUACUGAAGAAAUCGUACGAAAAGUCAAAGAACAAUUAAGUCAAUUUUCCAUUAGUCAGCGAUUAUUUGGCGAAUCUGUGUUGGGUCUUUCUCAAGGAAGUGUGUCCGAUCUCUUAGCUAGACCAAAACCUUGGCACAUGUUGACUCAAAAGGGACGUGAACCUUUUAUACGAAUGAAAAUGUUCUUGGAAGAUGACAAAGCCGUGCAUAAACUAGUUGCUUCUCAGUAUAAAAUUGCCCCAGAAAAAUUAAUGAGAACUGGUGGUUAUGGUGGUGCAAGUCCUAUGAAUCAGUCCUUAGCAAAAUCGUCCCAUCCAUUUGGUGGCAAAAUGACUCCUUCACCUUUAGAUCUCUUAAAAGUCAAUGCCGAAAAUGACCGACAAACCCCUCAUCACCAAAUGCUUAAUUCUAUUUGUAAUACAUCUACAGUAUCGGAAGACUCAGAUGUAGCAUCGUCAUUACAAUCACCUAACAAUCACCAUUUGCAGCUUCAGUCUCCUGGAGGUCAUUCUCAUGUAUCGGCUUCUACUGCCUCAUCGUUGAUCACUUCUGGAAGUCAAUUAGCAACAAUAAUGGCUGGUGAAAACAAACUAAAAUCUUCGAUUUCAAAUAAUGGUUUCCCUCAAAACAUUAUGUUACAACACGUAGCAGCAGCGUUUCAAAACCCAGGAUCACGCCAUCCACCUCCUGUUGUACCUUCCGUUUAUGAAAUGGCAGCCUUAACCCAAGAUCUCGAUACCCAAACUAUCACUACAAAAAUCAAAGAAGCCUUAUUAGCCAACAAUAUUGGACAAAAAAUAUUCGGAGAAGCCGUAUUAGGACUAUCUCAAGGAUCAGUCAGUGAAUUAUUAUCCAAGCCAAAACCAUGGCAUAUGUUAAGUAUUAAAGGCCGUGAACCAUUCAUUCGAAUGCAACUUUGGCUUUCAGAUCAACAUAAUGUUGAAAGAUUACAGGCUAUAAAAAGUGAAAGAAGAGAAAUGAAUAAAAGGCGAAGAGGUUCUGGUCAGCAAGACAAUGGAAGUGAUACGUCAUCCAAUGACAAUUCUGAUUUCUAUCACAGUGGUACCAGUAGUCCUCCAUCUGCUGCUAAAAAACAGAGAGUGUUAUUUUCGGAUGAACAAAAAGAAGCUCUUAAGCUGGCAUUUGCUUUAGAUCAAUAUCCUAGUGUGGGUACUAUUGAGUUCCUAGCUUCCGAAUUGAAUUUGGCUACUAGGACUAUUACCAAUUGGUUCCAUAAUCAUAGAAUGAGAAUCAAGCAACAAUCACCUCACUCUGACUCUCAGCAACAGCAAUCGCAAAAUGGACCUGGUUUCGAUCCUAUUCAAUUUAGAAUAUUAUUGAGCCACCGACUUGGAUUUGGAGGUUUACCCUUACCAUUUAAUGCCGGAAAUCCAUACUUGCAACAUGCCGCCGUUGCUGCUGCAGCUGCUGGUGGUGACCUCUCAUCCUUUAUGCCUAUGUUAACAACUUCAUCAUCCUCAGCAGCCACAGUUGAUGAACAAAUGUCUGGCUUGGAUCUUAGUGUUAAACACGAAAUGGACACAGACUUCUAUGAUGAUGACGACGAAAGCCGAUCCGAUGAGUCUGAAGUUCGAGAAGAAGCACCUGCAGUUCCAGUGGUGGGCAGUUCACGGCGAAAGCCAGCCGCACCACAGUGGGUCAACCCAGACUGGUUGCAUAGCGAACAAAAGCAACAACAACAGCAAUCACAAUCUGAGGUGAUUAUAAAUGGAGUUUGUGUUAUGCAAGCGGCUGAUGGUUGCAACGAGAGAAGAAGGUCGGAAACCGUUCGAGUGGAACCUACAGACAUCAAUGAUGGAACUAAAUCUGGUCGGUCCACCCCUUCAGAGACAAGCUCAGUUAAGCAUGGAUCAGACGGCGAACGUGAUCAGGAACCAAUCAGUGUAAAGGAGGAGAAAACGUGGAACAACGAAUUUUAAAAAAUCAAACAUAUAACUGAUAUAUUGUAAACACAUCGAUAUGUUACCACAAUCUCCUCGACGUGAGUAACGCGUAGUUAAUUCUUUUUUAUUAUUAUUACUAUUAUUUAUAUGUAUUUAAUGUUUUGUACACACUAUUUUGUAAAUAAUUAUACAUAAGAUAUUUAUACUAAAUAUAAUUUUUAAAAAAUGUGCAAUUUUUUUAGAGUUUAAUAUGUAUCCCAAAAAUAUAAUAUCGUUUGAUUUGUAUCACUCGUUUGUGGUCCUAUUUUAAUAAUUUGUGAUGUUGUACAGUUUCUUCUUCUUCUUCGUAUUAUUAUUAUUAUUAUUCAUUAUAACUAUUAAAAUUACUACUGUAUAAUAAUUCAAAGUGUAAUGGGGAAUUGACCUAAAAAUAAAACUUUAUUUAAAAUCUAGAAGACUGUCAAAAAUCUUUAGUCUCCAAAAGCACAGCCAAAACAUUUUCAUUUGUAUAUUUUUAUACACUCUGUUAGCUUUACGUUGUAAAAAUAAAGUUUUGUUUUCUAGUCUACCACGGUCUCUAGUCUUGAAAAAGUUUUGACUUAAAUGUAAAUUGGUAUUUUGACACCUAAGAGGCCGAAAAUCUUUUUUUUUUUAACUUUUUGAGACCAGUUAAUAUAAGACUUAUAGUUUUAUUUGAAGUGCCCGGAAAGAUGAAUCCAUUCGAUUUCACCUUUAUAUUCUUUUUAAACUAUUAGACAUAUUAUUGCAUCAUAAGGUAAUAUAGUAAUCAUUGUAAAUAUUAUAUUAAGUAGUGGAAAUUGGGUAAAAUUUAUUCUUUUUCGAUAUUAAUUGAAUACAAUAGAAUAAUGUGUUUUUCGUUUCGGCUCAUCUCUCUUUUCGGUUCCACUUUAUAUUUUUAUCAUUAUUAUUAUUAUUGUUAAACUAAUUAAUAUAAAUACUUUUACAUUUAUGAUUAAAGUAAAUAUAAAUUUUUGUAAGAAAUUUCAAAGUAUGAAGAUAUUUAUUUGUACGGUAAAUAAAUGAGUGUAUGUAAA